This is a messenger RNA of Pectinophora gossypiella (pink bollworm), 1107 nucleotides long. Its product is annotated as UPF0764 protein C16orf89 homolog. NCBI's taxonomy places the organism in Eukaryota, Metazoa, Arthropoda, Insecta, Lepidoptera, Gelechiidae. The transcript is spliced from 6 exons. The record is from RefSeq and is a predicted model, not a curated record. Gene Ontology annotation, cellular component: cytosol; membrane. The coding region runs from base 1 to 1107 and encodes 368 amino acids.
AUGUAUGUAAAACUAAUCGUCUUGUUCGCACUUUUUGCGGCCUCCAGAGCUAUUUAUCCGUAUUUCGAUACGCAGGACUUCAUUUAUAAUGUGCCGAAAGUCUAUAGGAUAUCAAUAGCGUUGGAUAAGCUGCUAGCCUACUAUGAGAAGAAACCUUCGAAGGAUCCUGAAUGGUAUAUUGCUUUGGGCAUGGCUAGAGGUCAGCUGGAGUACACGAUCAACGAGUUGGACAAGUCAGUGCCGGGCAAAUUAAAGGAGAACCUACAGAACCUGACAAGAAGGAUGGACCGCAUCAGGAACAACACUGACAUGGACAGCUUUGUUUACCGCAGCAAGGACUAUGAAUACGUUUCGAAAGCUAUAUUCGAAAAUCUGGACGUGCUGGCAACGAUCAUGGAACCGAUCACGCUCGGGACCAUGGGCACGCAGAAACCCUACCGGUUUGACUUCGAACAGUACGUGAAGGAAGCAAGGACUAAAAUGCCUACUAGGAAAGCUGCAGAUGCGUGCACCAUGCAACUCCUCAUAUCGGCCAUGGAAACCCAGACGACACAGAAUGAUGGAGCCUGUGAGAUCUCUCCUGAAUGUCACGAGCAGUUGAUGAAGGGCUCCGGUCUAGCUUUCCAGCAGACCAGUCGACUCCGAGUUGCUAUACUCUCUCGCAUUUUCGAUUGUUUAGAACAUAUGGACCUUAGCGCUCAUAUUUACAAGUUAUGCAUACAAAUCUAUAAAGAGACAAAGUCUUUGGAGGCUUGGAAUCACCCGGCUGGCACAAGAACAUUGUUUAUGCAGCAGAUGCUUCUCUGCGCAACGCAAGGGUAUGGAGAAUUUAUUAAGCCUCGUUGGAUGAACAAAGUGAUGGCGUGGCAGGAACCCAAGGGUUGCUACGCUGAUGAUCGGCAACCCUUCUUGAGGCUCACGGGGUUUGUAGGCCCCGCAAGUGUUCCUUCGAAAGAACGGGAGGAGGAGUACCGUGUAAAGAAAGCAGCGAAGUCUGAAGGUGGCACCUGCAACUCUCUCACCUCGGCUAUGGCCCUGGGCUCCCUGGCCAUCUACGUCAGGGCUCUCCUCGAGACGGACCAGGCUUUCCAAUACGAUGUGCUCUAA